AUGGCCGGAGGUGUCAUUGUUCCGAGCGAUGGCCCUGCCGCGGACUACGGCGGAGGCCUGACGCUCUCGGUGUUCAUGACCUGCCUCGUGGCUGCCUCGGGCGGCCUCAUCUUCGGCUACGACAUCGGCAUCUCAGGCGGUGUGACGCAAAUGGACUCGUUCCUGAAGAAGUUCUUCCCUGAAGUGCUUCGGGGGAUGAGGAGCGCAAAGCGUGACGCCUAUUGCAAAUACGACAACCAGCUGCUGACGGCAUUCACGUCGUCGAUGUACAUUGCCGGCAUGCUGGCGUCGUUGGUGGCGAGCAGCGUGACGAGGAGGGUGGGCCGCAAGGCCGUCAUGCUUAAAGGCGGCGUCAUGUUCCUCGCCGGCUCCCUCAUCAACGCCGGGGCCGUCAAUACUUCAAUGCUCAUCAUUGGCCGGAUCCUACUCGGCUUCGGUGUUGGGUUCACCGCGCAGGCGGCGCCGGUGUACCUGGCGGAGACGGCGCCGCCCAAGUGGCGGGGCGCCUUCACGACGGGGUUCCAGCUCUUCCUCAGCAUCGGCAACCUGGCGGCGAACCUGGUGAACUACGGCACCUCGCGCAUCCCGACGUGGGGGUGGCGCCUGUCGCUGGGCCUGGCCGCGGCGCCCGCCGCCGUCAUCCUGGCGGGGGCGCUGCUCAUCCCGGACACGCCCAGCAGCCUCCUGGUGCGCGGGCGCCCCGUGGAGGAGGCCCGCGCCGCGCUCCGCCGCGUCAGGGGCAGCAAGGCGGACGUGGACGCGGAGCUGGAGGACGUGGCCCGCGCCGUGGAGGCCGCACGGGGCCACGAGGAAGGCGCGUUCCGGCGAAUCCUCAGGCGGGAGCACCGGCACCACCUGGCGAUGGCCGUGGCGGUGCCGCUGUUCCAGCAGCUCACGGGGGUCAUCGUCAUCGCCUUCUUCUCGCCCGUGCUGUUCCAGACGGCCGGGUUCGGCAGCGACGCCGCGCUCAUGGGCGCCGUCAUCCUCGGCGCCGUCAACCUGGGCUCCACGCUCCUGUCCACCGUCACGGUCGACCGGUACGGCCGGCGGCCGCUGCUCCUCACCGGCGGGUUCGUCAUGAUCAUCUGCCAGGUCGCGGUCGCGUGGAUCAUGGGGUCCCAGAUCGGGGCCCACGGCGAGUCCGCCAUGGCCAGGCCCUACUCCCAGGCCGUGCUGGCGCUGACAUGCGUCUUCUCGGCGGCGUUCGGGUGGUCGUGGGGCCCGCUCUCCUGGGUGAUCCCCGGCGAGAUAUUCCCCGUGGAGAUCCGGUCGGCGGGGCAGGGCAUCAGCGUGGCCGUCAACCUGGGCGCCACGUUCCUGCUCACGCAGACGUUCCUCUCCAUGCUGUGCACGCUCAAGUACGCCACUUUCAUCUACUACGCCGCCUGGGUCGCCGUCAUGACCGCCUUCGUCGUGGCGUUCCUGCCGGAGACCAAGGGGGUGCCGCUCGAGGCCAUGGGCGCCAUCUGGGAGCGCCACUGGUACUGGAGACGGUUCGUGCAGCCGCCGCCGGCCAAGACGGCAGCCGAGGACCCCUGA
Molecule: messenger RNA, 1539 nt
Organism: Miscanthus lutarioriparius
Lineage: Eukaryota; Viridiplantae; Streptophyta; Magnoliopsida; Poales; Poaceae
Source: the annotation of a GenBank genome assembly